Molecule: messenger RNA, 828 nt
Organism: Zea mays
Lineage: Eukaryota; Viridiplantae; Streptophyta; Magnoliopsida; Poales; Poaceae
Exons: 2
Coding region: 151-579 (142 amino acids)
Source: RefSeq, a predicted model, not a curated record
ACGGCCAAGCGCUGAUAUGGACAUAAAAAUCCCAUUAGUUGUUAUGGACACUAAUUAAUCUCCCGCCGUGAGAAUAAGUCUCCUCCGCUCGGCUGCCGUCUUCAGCGCCGUCAUCCCCAGGGGGCCGCGGUGCCGGACUCGGACGGCGAGAUGGCCGCGGACGGCGGCGAGCCAGGAGGUGGCGGGAGCACGAGCACGCGCGCUCCUCUCCCCGAUCCCGAUAUGUGUGCCUGGCUGCUUGCAACCUCCGUGGGAUGGAGGCGGCGCGGCAGCAGCAGGAGGAGUGCCCGUGCGGCGAGGCCGAGUCCGCCGACCAGUUCGAGCGGCUCCACGACGCAGUGUUGCUCGACGUCCUCAAUCGCAUCGGCGACGUCAAGGCGCUCGGCCGCUGCGCCCUCAUCAAAACUCAGCUUGUUCCCAUGGUUUGAUUUGAGGAUUGGAUGGAAAGCAGAGUAUGUGCUUCCUGAGAUUCAUGGGGCUGUUGGCGCAGGAGAACCAGCCUUCAGUAUGAACUAUAGAAAGUUGCAUGCAUCGAUAGAUCGGGUCGAGGCUAUAGUUACUCAGUCAGAUCGGUAUUGAUCUCCCAGCGCGGAAAGGCAAGGGAGUUUCUUGAUCAAUAACAAACACGUUGAGUAGAUCCCAGGGUUACAAGAAGCAUUCUGAAGCUCCGUGCCUGAUGUACAGCAAAUAACAAACACGACCGUGUCCAGCUCCAUGUGGCGGCGCGCGAUGUCGGAGAGGAGGGCGCGGGCGCGCUGCGCGAGCUCGACGCCGUCGAGGAGCGCCGGGAGGUGGAGCAGGCGGCAGGAGGUGGCGGGCCAUGGAGAG